UGUAUUAAGCGGCCAAUCAAGGUAGCGUCACAGUCUGGUUGCUCAUGACAGGUUGACAUUAGAACAACAAGAUUUUGACGAUUAGCAUUUAUCGAUUAACAUUAGCUAUUUGACAUUGACGGAAUCGGUUACCUAGCCACUGCCUUCUCCGCAUGUAACAAUACGACUGUUUAAUACAUACUCCUCGUCAAUUAUUUCUCGAAACAUAUUUAUUAGCCUUUGAUCUGUUAUCCGUAAGCUAUACUCUGUGUACAUAUGAAUUAAAAUACUGCAAGUAACUUAAGACAGAGCCCUUUGCAAUAUUUUGCGUGACCGAUAAAACCAUAACCCGCCAUCAGUAUUAGCCCGUAAUUGCAUUCAUGAAUACUUUUGACCGUUUAACUGAACUUGAUGCUUUUAAGCAUUUAGAAACAAAUUAUUGUUUGAUUUACUAGUACGUAAUAUAUUUUUCAAAAAAUAAAACAACAUUUCUAUACAAAUUUCCAAAAUGAAGGUCUGUAAAGCCAACGGAAGAUGUAGUCCCUGAAAUAGUUUCUGUUCCGUUUAGAAAACGUUUCAGCACUUUAUAAAAGUGUUAUCUAAUCCAGUCCAUAUCUAACCAUCCUUGGACCAAUAUCUCUUUUUUAUAGGAUAGAUAUCGAAAUAUGAUGUCAGACCAUUAUAGUUUUGCUCACUGGUUUUAAGUCGGACCAAUAUCAUGUCUAGGUCCGAUAUCGAUCAGGUAUCAAACCGUCUAUUCGUCACUGGGGAUACCCGUCUUUUACGCAGUUCACUGUUACUGACAAAAAACUCAUCAACGUUGAAAUCGGCAUGCCAAACAGGUUACAUUUAUAACAUUAUUUUAUUUAAGUUGCAUGUCUUACGACAUCUGGCCAAUACUUGACCUUUGUUGUUUUUGAUGUGUUUAACAUAUAUGAAUGGUUAGGUACUGACUGAGGGGAUUUUUAAUCAUGUCUUGCACACAUAACACUAUGCCUAAUCGUUAGGGAAAAAUGGUGUGGGUCAUAUUUUUAUAUCGGGCAGACAUAGCGCCUACCCGCCAAUAUUCCGACUGCUGUCAAUCAAUAUAGGCAUGCAAACUGAGUGACACAUCUAUGAAGUAGGCGCGAAGAAUAAUCAAUAGUAAAGUGUAACAAUACUAACAUGCUGUUCAAAGUGAACCUUUGAUUUAAAAGUAACGUGUAAUGUUCCUAGCGCCGUCAUUUCAUUACUGUAUCAAAAUUUUGAUGGAAUAUAUAUACAUUUGUAUGUAAGCGCUAACUGACGGAAAGAAUAAUUAAGAAAAACCAAAAGAAAACAUCUAUAAAAUUGAACAAAUAUUUCUCAUUCACAAUAUUUACAACUCACAACUUUCCCGUGUCUCGCUAUGCUAUGCUAAUAUAAUCGUAAAUGUAUUAGCCAGAAUCCAAAAUAGUCGUAAAUAUAUUAGCCAAUAAAUUUAUUUAUAUCUUCGGGGUUUGUCCGAUGACCUAGUUUUCGCGCAUUAAUAUAUUACCGCAGUCAGAACAAAAAACAACAGAAAUGUAUAUUAUACUGACUGAAAAAUACGUUAAAAUUGACGUUCGACAGCUGAAAAUACCGUCGUGGCAAAAUAAUUAUAUUUUGAUGGCUAAAUAAAUGUAUGGCACGGAACUAUUUGUUUGUACCUACGGCACUACUUUUGUUCGGUCUGCAGUAAGGAAAUUUCUACAUUGUUAACUUUGGAUCGAUUGUGAGACAAUCGAUCCAAAAAGUCCAUUCUGGGAGUUAUUUGACUGGCUGCCUUAAAGGAAAUUGCGUCUUAAAACAGGUUGUCGCAAAUGCAGAUGCAGCGGUGUAGUAUUUCUUUUUCAGCUAUUCUCAGUGACAACUUUUUUGUCAUCUUGGAUACAGUUCAGGGUGGUCUGUAUCAGAUUGAUCAAGAAACAAAGACACCGUACACUAUUGAAAUCGACGAUGCUAACGUACCAACGACGCUGACCUAUGACCCUGUGAGGAAAGAUGUUAUAUGGGUGGAUAUAGCUAAACACGCUGUAAAAAAGAAGAGACUCGGAUCAACAGAGGAAAUUGCCGUGCGGUCAGGUGUUGAUGAUACUAGCACGGUAACAGUUGAUGUAUCAACUGGUAACAUCUAUAUAUCGUCUGGAGGUGAAAUCAUAAUAGUCAGUCCUUCCCUUGAUGUGACGACUGUCGUUGAUUCAACAGACAUAAACGGUGACAUUGGAAAAAUUGCUUUAAUGCCGGAAUCUGGGUUAAUGUCAUGGUUUGAAAGCGGUGAUACUUCACGAAUUAUGAUCGGAAAUAUGGAUGGAACUAACAUACGACCAAUAAGUGUAACUAUAGACACCCCUGAAGAUAUUGCGUUCGACUUGGAAGAUGGUAUACACAUUUUGAUAUCAUGAGAGAAAUUUGCUUUAACCUUGUUUGUAAUAAAUCUUGUGUAAAAAAGCUUAACAAACCCUAGUUACAUUCGACAUUUAAACGUCUACGUCCCCGAAAGGGGUUCGACGGUUAUGGAAGAUAGAUAACAUUCGCAGAAGAGUGAAUAGAUAUCAAGAUGAGACUGAACUAACUUUUGAUAAGACUGACUUUAUCAAACGUAAGGAUCAACGUUGAAGAUAAAGGCGACUUUCCUUUAAAUUUUGACUUACAGCACAUUUUGCAGUUAACUUUUGUGCGAUAGUGAUGCUUUUUAUUGCAGAAAGGAGAUUGUUUUAGUGAGCUUUCCAUGUUUUUCUUACAGAUAGGAGAUUGUUUUGGUGCACUUUCCGUACUUUUAUUACAGAAAGGAGAUAGUUUUGGUGCGCUUUACCUAUUUUUAUGACAGAAAAGAGUAUGUUUGGUGCAAUGGUGAUGCUUUUUUAUUACAGAAAGGAGCUUGUUUUGGUGCGCUUUCCGUGUUUUAAUUACAGAACGGAGAUUGUUUUGGUGCACUUUCCAUGUUUUUAUUACAGAAAGGAGAUUGUUUUGGUGCGCUUUCCAUGUUUUUAUUGGGAAGGUCUCAAUCUAUUUCCAGCAGUAUAGUUCGAAAAUCAUGGAGCGCAACAACUAGUGCAAACGUCCACUUUUGAUACAUAAUAGUUCGUAAUGCUAUAAAAGAGCCUCAGCUAAGAUGGCAGACGAGAACAAUGAGCACUGUAGCUAUCUAACCAACUAAUUUCAGCAGAAAAACAUAAAUAGAAUGUACCUCUUAAAGUCAGUCCUCACAAAAUUAAUCACAGUAUAUUCCAUACACAUUCAUAAUCCGCACUUUCCAA
This is a messenger RNA of Mercenaria mercenaria, 3236 nucleotides long. Its product is annotated as low-density lipoprotein receptor-related protein 5-like. Bases 1800 to 2381 code for a protein of 193 amino acids. The record is from RefSeq and is a predicted model, not a curated record. Lineage: Eukaryota; Metazoa; Mollusca; Bivalvia; Venerida; Veneridae. The transcript is spliced from 3 exons.